Molecule: messenger RNA, 321 nt
Organism: Physeter macrocephalus (sperm whale)
Lineage: Eukaryota; Metazoa; Chordata; Mammalia; Artiodactyla; Physeteridae
Product: heat shock factor-binding protein 1-like
Exons: 2
Coding region: 1-321 (106 amino acids)
Biological process (GO): cellular heat acclimation
Cellular component (GO): nucleus; cytosol
Molecular function (GO): transcription corepressor activity
Source: RefSeq, a predicted model, not a curated record
AUGGCCAAGACUGACCCCAAGGCCGUGCAGGAUCUCACCUCGGUGGUGCAGACACCCCUGCAACAGAUUUUCCGGAUGGUGGUGGCGAUAAGUGGGUGGUUUGCAGGUCAACUUCCACUAGUCAUUUACUCGGUGGUGCAGACACCCCUGCAACAGAUGCAAGAUAAAUUUCAGACCAUGUCCGACCAGAUCAUUGGAAGAAUUGAUGACACGAGCAGUCGCAUUGAUGACCUGGAGAAAAAUAUCACAGACCUCAUGACACAGGCUGGGGUGGAAGAGCUGGACGGUGAAAACAAGAUCCCCACCACACAGAAGAGUUGA